This is a messenger RNA of Ictidomys tridecemlineatus (thirteen-lined ground squirrel), 5343 nucleotides long. It is a transcript of the gene Tspan14, whose product is annotated as tetraspanin 14. Lineage: Eukaryota; Metazoa; Chordata; Mammalia; Rodentia; Sciuridae. The record is from RefSeq and is a predicted model, not a curated record. Gene Ontology annotation, cellular component: plasma membrane.
UGGCGCUGCCGAACUUGCUCUAACUUCCUCGGCCGACCGGGCCGCGCCGCCGCUGCCGCGCCCGGGUCCUGCUUCUCAGAAGAUGCACUAUUACAGAUACUCGAAUGCCGAGGUCAGCUGCUGGUACAAGUACCUCCUCUUCAGCUACAACAUUGUCUUCUGGUUGGCUGGAGUUGUCUUCCUUGGAGUUGGACUCUGGGCAUGGAGUGAAAAGGGUGUUCUGUCUGACCUCACCAAAGUGACUCGGCUACAUGGAAUAGACCCCGUGGUGCUGGUCCUGAUGGUGGGCGUGGUGAUGUUCACACUGGGGUUCGCUGGCUGUGUGGGGGCCCUACGGGAGAACAUCUGCCUGCUCAAGUUUUUCUGUGGUGCCAUCGUGCUCAUCUUCUUCCUGGAGCUGGCUGUGGCUGUGCUGGCCUUCUUGUUCCAGGACUGGGUAAGGGAUCGGUUCCGGGAGUUCUUUGAGAGCAACAUCAGAUCCUACCGGGACGACAUCGACCUGCAGAACCUCAUCGACUCCCUUCAGAAAGCUAACCAGUGCUGUGGAGCCUAUGGCCCUGAAGACUGGGACCUUAACGUCUAUUUCAACUGCAGUGGUGCCAGCUAUAGUCGCGAGAAGUGUGGGGUUCCCUUCUCCUGCUGUGUGCCGGAUCCUGCGCAAAAAGUUGUGAACACACAGUGUGGAUACGAUGUCAGGAUUCAGCUGAAGAGCAAGUGGGACGAGUUCAUCUUCACCAAAGGCUGCAUCCAGGCGCUGGAGGGCUGGCUUCCGAGGAACAUUUACAUCGUGGCUGGUGUUUUUAUCGCCAUCUCUCUGCUACAGAUAUUUGGCAUCUUCCUGGCAAGGACCCUGAUCUCAGACAUCGAGGCGGUGAAGGCCGGCCAUUACUUCUGAGGAGCAGAGACGAGCAAGUGCAGCUGAGCCACAUUGUGGAGGCCAGAACCCUUCACUGUCAUCAACCUUAUAUCCAGUGGGAGAGAAGCUGGCACAACCACCCGGAGCCAGCGCCCUUUCUUCAGCAUCAGUGUGAUAUGAACUCUAUUUCUCCUUGCUGGUGCUGAAGGCCCAGGGCUCCUUUUUACCUGCAAGACUUGAGCCUGCAUCCCUGCUGGGACUUCCUAGAGGCAGAAGUGUCUCUACAUGGGGCAGUGGCCCCGAGGGACAGACUGGGCUUCUGUGGCUGUAAGGAGUGCCUGUCUUGGCCCUCUUGGAGACCGAGAGCCUCUGCAGACACCUGCUCCUCACUGCAGGCUUUGGGUCAUGGGCGCUAGCCUGAUGGACAGCCACAUCUUAGGGUGGGACAUGGGUAAAGGGACAGCAGGUGAGCACAGAGCUUCUCUUUCCACCAAGUCCAGCAGUGCAGUGGCCUGCUCCUAGCUGGGGAAGGGGAGGGGCUCAAGUGGAUCUGUGUAUGCUAGUGGGAUCGUGGCGGGUUAGGAUCAUUUGCAGGACCCUCAGCCAUGUCCAAGUGAAGUAAGCCUGAGCCAGGGCAUGACUGGUGCCACGAAAUGCCUCGGCGGCUACCCGCCAAGCCCCACUGCCAUUUUCCAGGACAGGAACUGCCUCUGGUUUCAACAGCAUUAAGCCCUGGUUGCUGGGGAAGCGGGGGUGGCCCGUUCCCCACUGAGAGCCGGCUCUCGUUUUCUUAAAGUGUGUAAAUAGUUUAUUUAUAGGGGUAAGAAUGUUUUCACACCAUGUCUUCAUUUCCUUUUCCUUUCCUCCGGCAUUCUCCUCUCAGCAGCCUUACACAGUGUCUGGAACUAAAAGCUGUCCCUUUCAGUUCCCCUGAGUGUCUCCAGAACCAACCACAGCAGCCUGUCCUUUCCAUCUACUGUGUUCCUGCAUUCCCCUUCCUCCAUACACUGCCCCCGAGACACACCCCACCUCCCAGCUUGGCCUCACUGUCUUCCAGUCUUGGUGCUACUAAAGCUGUCACCCGAACUUGAAUCCUGCCCCUCCUUCCCCAUGGCCUGCCCAGGAUGCCCCAGCCCCCCACAUAGGCAGCCAAAAACCUUUUGGGCAGAACUUCUGGUCGAAGCUAUACGCCAAAGGGUGGCUGGCCUGACAUCUGUCCUUAGAGAGAGCUGCUAUCCUGCAGCCAGGCCUUUGCUGAGCUGUGCACCCCAGGCCACAGCUGCUUAGAAUCUUGGGACAUUUUAUUUCUCACUUUCGUGGUGAUUCCCCACCAGGAUAUGUGUGGUCACUGUGCCCACCCUUCCUGUUGGGGCUCUUCUGGAGCUUGCUCUUGGCAAUGAAGUUUAUUGUAUGUGCUGAAAAACCCUUGGAGUAGUUGGGGCAUUGUCCAUCUUUGGCUGGGCUACUUCUAAUGCUUCUCUGUAGCUUGUACCAGUUCUGUCCUUACUGUUCAGGGAUCGAGAGCUACCUUCAUUCACUUGCAGAAGUGUACAUUCUAGUGUGGUGUAUACUGGUUAUGCUGGUGGGUGUUUGUUGUUGAUGAUGAUGAUGAUGAUAUUUUUGUUUUGUUUUGUUUUGUUUUUUACCAUUCUCUGUAGACUAGAGGAAGAAUGCUUGUGUUUUUAGAAAGUGUGUUGCUUCUCUUUGACUGCCAAACUCUUUUAUGGAAUAUAUCUUUAUAUUAAUGCUGCUGUUUUGGUUGUUUUUAUUUGGAGUCACUACCAAAAUGAUUUUAAAUACACAGUAUAAAUUUGGCUGCAGGGGGAAUGAGCAGGAUCAAGUGUAACUAGAGGUAUAGUAGUGCAGAUUGGCACGUUCCAACAUGGAUUUCAGUUAUCCUUCAAACAAGGCUACAACUGGAACUGGUUGACUUGUGGUGUAGCCAUGCCUGUGUGUAGGCAGGAGCGGAAGAACUUUAACCCUCAGGCCCAUAGGAAACAUUACUUUAGGUGAUUCCUUUCCAAACCCUGACAAUACUGUUUACCCAAGCAAAAAAAGCUUGGGGACUAUGGGUUAGUAUCUGGGCAUUGCUACUACCUGAACCAUGUAUCCUGGACUUGUUGGCCUCUGUGUUGUUGGGGGAGGUAGGAGGGUGUCAGGGGCUGUGUCUACCUCAGGGAGCCUUCCACCAAACCUCCCUGCCAGUGUGUUGGUGGCCAUAGACCCUGCUUGCCAGAGUGUUGGUUCCAAAGGCUUCAGACAGCUCUUGCGGUCCCAUCUAUUCAUGUAGUCCUAUUGCCUGGACCCCUUGGAAUCCUCCUAGGUACCACACUCCAAUUCAGGAGGAAUUCUAGCCAUGACUUCCAGAAUUUUGUUUCUCAAUUAGUUCAUAAAAUGUUCAGGCCAUCUCGUUUAACUCUUGAGUCGUUGGUUGAAGAAAGAAAACAAAUCAAGGAUUAGGGAGCCCCUGACUUGAAGCUCAGACACCCUACCUUGGCCUGCCCUGUACCCUCACCUUCCCUGUUCUCUCAGGCUGCACAGAGGCCAAUGUGCCACCUCUGCACUCUCCUUAAAGCUUUGUCCUCCUUAGAGCUCACUUUUUUAACUUUUUACUUUUUUUUUUUUUUUUUUUUUUGGCAAGCACUCUACCACUGAGCCACACCUCCAGUUCUGCCACUCACUUCAAAGUCUCCAGGUUUCUCCUGUCCUUCCUGUGACCCUCCUCCUACCUCCUCUCAGGACUCCGCCCUGCUUUUUCCCCACCCCUCUUCCUGUUGCUGCCUUUUUUCCUCCUCCUACAGACUUGCUGAGGCCCCAUUGCUUUCCUUUCCCACUUUCCUUCCCUGGCAGCUUCUUCUCUGGCCACUCUCUGCCCUUGUCAUCCCCACCAGUACUCUCCUUUUGGCUGGUUGUCAAACCAGGACAACCAACUCUUCAAAAGCCUCUGCUUCUGAGGUCCAGGUGUGCUACUUCUAACCCUCUUCCAUCUGUCCCUCUCAGGCCUCAGCUGUGUCUGCCCCACCCUCCUCAGUGGUCUCCAGGACCUUCCCAUUGCUCACAGGUCAGGGUCCUGGGUCAGGCAGGAAAAGCAUCUGCAUUGCUUCACAAGCCCAGGCACUCGGUGUCCCCACACAAAUAACAAUAAAAAUUAAUGGACAUAGUACAGUAUGUUUCAGCAACACAGGAAAUACUCAGAGUACUUAAGAAUUAAUAACUCAUUCAAGCACCAGAACAGGUCUGAGGAAGCCAUUUUCAUGCAUAAAACAUGUACCUCAGAGGAAGGUAGGUUACCUCCAAGGAUUGGGAAAGGUCUGGUUUAACUCUGGAAGCCUAUCCCUAGAAACUCACCUUGCAGCUAAAGCAGGAGGCCAGGAGGUAACCUGCCAGCUCUGAAUUUCAAAUCUAAUUGGCUCCUGCUAAACAGAACCAGUCCCAGAAGAUCCUCCAGGUCACUGGGCUCAGAAUCUAUAGGCAUUUGGGAAAAGUGGGGAAAUGGUGACCUCCCCUCCGGGUCCACAUGAUGACUUCCUGGACUUGAGUGCCCAGUUUGAUUUGGGGGCCUUUGGAAAAGUGGGGCAUUGCUUCUAAGCACAACCCUAUGCUGGGCUGUAGGCCUUGGUGUCACACAGUAGGUUCAGUUUGCUGUAAGGCCCAAGCUGUGCUGUGUUCAGUCCACAAACCGACUGCUCCCUAGCUCUGUGUGAGGUGCUUAUCUUAAAGCCAAGUUGCUGGGGAUGGGGUGGGGACAAAGCUUCCCUGCACUCAACAAGCUUAUGGAGGCUGGGCAUUGUGGGGUAAGAGGGCAGCCUUCUCUCAAGGAAGUGCUGAGCAGAAGCCACAGAGGGAGGGCCUCUGUCCAGCAGGAGGGUCCACAUGAUGACUUCCUGGCCAGCAACCUCAGAACAUGGUCUGCAGAGAUGCAGAGAAUGGGGAGAGCUAUCUCAAUGGCCCAGCACCUGAGGUUCCCACUGUCAUGGAAAAGUCCCUACCCAGAUGUCAGUUGUGUCAGCACUGGCCCCCACUAGCUGAAAACCCUCAGGUCCACCAGGUGAGAAGGGAGGAGGAACAGUACUUCAUGUGGGCCUUUGCUCCAGUGUCAGUGUGUUUGUGUCUCCAGGGCUACAAAGCUUUAGCUCAUCAGCCCCAUGAUGGAUCUUGGUAGAAGUGCUUCUAUCUGAUCAUGUCCAAAGGAUCUCUGGGCUUCCAGGUCAGACUGGGCCACCUGCAGGCUGUUCUCAUUUACCUGGGUGCUCUCCAAAGGCCCAGAGAACCACAUACUUUUAGGGCAUUUUGAACUUCUUACAAAGUCACAAUUAACUGGCCUUUCCUCCUCAAAGUCUAUGUUAAAACCAAAUUUAUUCUCAGAAUGAUUUGGGGGGCUUUAAGGAGUCUCAGAAAUGUCACAUGUAGAACUGGGGCUAUUGUGGAACCUUAGGAGAAAAAAAAAAAAGCUAAGGAUACAUUUAAGUGGAAACUGUUCUAGGGGU